AGGAGGAGGUGUAGUGGGAGAGGAGGAGGCGGUGAUGUGUCGCAGCUGCCUCCCUGCUGGGGGGAGCGGCUGUAGAUCUCGUCACCUCGGCCAGGGAUCUGUACACCGGAGGAGGGAAGAGGGGGUUUCUCCUCCCCGGGCAGGGUCCAAGGGCUUCUGCGAUGUCUGAGGCUGCAUCGGGCGGAGGGACCAUGGUGUGUGUAGCCGGUUCUGGCAGUAGCGCACUACCUCAGGGAUCCCCGGCCAUAGUGGCUUCAGCUGCCUCAGGAGCAGCCCGCGGUGCCGAGAGCCCAUCAGCUGCCGGGGGAGGAGGUGUUGGAUCUGCGCCGCUCAGGAUCGCUGCCAAGAAGGGACAGUUGCGCUCGGCUCCCCGGGCCAAGAAACUGGAGAAACUCGGAGUGUACUCUGCCUGCAAGGCAGAUGAAACAUGUAAGUGCAAUGGCUGGAAAAACCCUAACCCUCCUCCAACACCCCCUAAGAUGGAUCUCCAGCAGACAGUUGUCAGCCUCGCUGAGCCAUGUCGAAGCUGCGGCCAUACCCUUGCUGCGCAUGUAUCUCAUUUGGAGAAUGUGUCGGAAGAAGAAAUGAACCGUCUCCUGGGGAUUGUAUUGGACAUUGAAUAUUUAUUCACAUGUGUGCACAAAGAGGAAGAUGCUGAUACCAAACAAGUUUAUUUCUGCUUAUUUAAGCUUUUGAGGAAGUGUAUCCUGCAAAUGGUGAAACCUGCAGUGGAAGGAUCAUUGGGUUCCCCUCCAUUUGAGAAGCCUAGUAUUGAGCAGGGUGUAAAUAAUUUUGUACAGUACAAGUUCAGCCAUUUGCCUUCCAAAGAAAGACAGACUAUCAUAGAGCUGGCUAAAAUGUUCCUGAAUCGCAUCAACUACUGGCAUUUGGAAACUCCCUCCCAGCGAAGACUAAGGUCACCAAAUGAUGAUAUUGCUGGAUAUAAGGAGAACUAUACAAGGUGGCUGUGUUAUUGUAAUGUCCCGCAGUUCUGUGACAGUUUGAAUCGAUAUGAAACAACACAGGUAUUUGGGAGAACCCUCCUCCGCUCUGUCUUCACUGUGAUGCGGCGACAGUUACUGGAACAGGCCCGGCAGGAGAAGGAUAAACUUCCACAGGAGAAGCGAACAUUAAUCCUGACCCAUUUCCCUAAGUUCUUAUCUAUGUUGGAGGAAGAGGUUUAUAGUUCCAAUUCUCCAAUAUGGGAUGAAGAUUUUAUGUCGGCAUCAUCUCAGACUAAUUUAGAUCUUGGAAUCCAAGCAGUUAUCAGCGCGCCUCCUGUCACUAUGUCUGUUGCAUAUGCUGCAAGCCCUUCAUCCUUGGAACAGUCCAGCAGCGGGAGCCUGAGUCCAUCUGGAAAACCAGCUUGUGCCCUUGAAACAAACUUAGGUAUUAAAAGAAAAAGCAGUGAGCCAUUUGCUGCAGAAGAUGCCAAAAAGCCCAGAGUUGUAGGAGACAUCCCCAUUGAGCUAAUCCAUGAAGUCAUGUCUACAAUAACAGAUCCUACUGCCAUGCUUGGACCAGAAACAAGCUUCUUGUCGGCAAUUUCUGCAAGAGAUGAAGCAGCCAGACUGGAGGAACGCAGGGGUGUAAUUGAGUUCCAUGUGGUUGGGAAUUCUUUAAAUCAGAAGCCGAACAAAAAGAUCAUGAUUUGGCUUGUUGGGUUACAAAAUGUUUUCUCUCAUCAGCUACCUAGGAUGCCCAAGGAAUAUAUCACACGGCUGGUCUUUGAUCCAAAACACAAAACCCUUGCUCUCAUCAAAGACGGGCGUGUAAUUGGUGGGAUUUGUUUCCGAAUGUUUCCAACCCAGGGCUUUACUGAAAUUGUCUUCUGUGCUGUAACGUCAAAUGAACAAGUGAAGGGCUAUGGAACCCAUUUAAUGAAUCAUCUCAAGGAGUACCACAUUAAGCAUAAUGUUCUGAAUUUCCUUACUUAUGCAGAUGAGUAUGCUAUCGGCUACUUCAAAAAACAGGGUUUUUCUAAAGAUAUUAAAGUGCCUAAAGCCAGGUAUGUUGGAUACAUUAAGGACUAUGAAGGAGCUACCUUAAUGGGGUGUGAAUUGAAUCCCAAAAUUCCAUAUACUGAAUUCUCUGUCAUUAUAAAGAAACAGAAAGAGAUUAUCAAAAAGAUUAUUGAGCGGAAGCAAGCACAAAUACGAAAAGUAUACCCUGGACUAUCCUGCUUUAAGGAAGGAGUACGGCAGAUUCCCAUUGAAAGCAUUCCUGGGAUUAGAGAGACUGGUUGGAAGCCCAGCAUAAAGGAAAGAAGUAAAGAGCCCAAAGAUCCAGAUCAACUAUACAACAUAUUAAAAACUAUCCUUCAGCAGGUAAAGAGUCAUCAAAGUGCCUGGCCUUUCAUGGAACCUGUAAAGAGAACAGAAGCUCCUGGAUAUUAUGAAGUUAUACGAUUUCCAAUGGAUCUCAAAACCAUGAGUGAAAGAGUGAAGAACAAGUAUUAUGUGACAAAGAAACUGUUCAUGGCAGAUUUGCAGCGCAUCUUCACAAACUGCAGAGAGUACAAUCCACCCGAAAGCGAAUAUUUCAAAUGUGCAAAUAUUCUGGAGAAAUUCUUCUAUUCUAAAAUUAAGGAAGCCGGGCUAAUAGACAAAUAAGAAGCAACUCUAUUAGCCAUUGUGCCUCUUAAUAUACUGGCUGGCCUACUGUUUAGUGCACUUGAUUUAUACAUUUGCACUCCUUUCAAAACCUACUAAUCCUCAUAAUCAUAUUUUCUUUGACAGUGCAGAACAUACUGUUUCUUGCCUAAAGAAAACAAAUAGCAGUGUUUUAUUUUUUUUUUCAUUGUCUGUACUGGAGAUGGACAUUUUUUUUUAAAAGUUUAUUUUCUAUAGAAAAAAGGUGCUUGAAAUUCUAAGGACUUGCAUGUGUGUGUGUAUAUGUAUGUGUCUAUGUAUAUACAAAAUAUAAAGACACAAUAUUAUGUACAUGCAAACAUACAACAUCCCUAUGCGCUGUUUUGUAUAUUUAGAGGUGUUUUGUAUUAUAAUGUAUAGUUACAUUUGCAUUUAUUGUAAACCACUGAGCUUACACCAUUGUUUUUGAGAGGACAUAUAAGUGAUUAUAUCUGCUUAUGCCGGACAUAAGUUGAAAUCAUAAUCCAUGUACACAAAGACACUAAUGCUUGGCUUGCAGAGGUUUCAGUUUUACUAAUACUUCAGUUAUUUUAUACAUGACUAUUUUAAGAAUGACAUUUCGGUAGUAUUAAUGUUAUUGUCGUACCUGUAACACAUUCCCCUUAUCUUUGUUACAUAGUCUAGGGUAAGUAUAUUUCUACCGAAGCACGAAUUUAGUUGGGAGGGGGUUAACGUAUUUAUCCUGGUCUAUAAAUAGGUUUUAUGUCUUCAGUUUUAAACCAGCAGUUUGGGUAAAGAUACUUCACAUUUUAAAGCCUCAGUUCAUAUAUAAUACCUAUAAAUAAUUUUGCAGUUUUCAUACUUGAUAGCAUUUGAAGGUUUAAAAAUGUACUGUAAAAUAAGCCCACUGGGGCUCCUGGGACGAUGCUGUAUCAGGAAAUAAUUCAAAAAUAAUUUAGGAAAUCCCCACAAUAUUCAUACAUGGCAGCCCGUGCCCAUUGGCUGCAGAAAUAAGGUUUAGGCAGAGAAGAAAUUUGAAUCCACUUGUAUUCUAGUUAGAGACUGCGAUUGUGUAUAUAUAACAUAAUAAAUGCUUGCGUAGUAUGCACAUUUGAAAAAUAAGACAUUAUAUUUAAAAUUUGUAUUUUUUAUCGGUAUUGUAAUGUUAUAAAGUGAAGAAAUGGCUUUGAUCCUGGUGGGAAGAUAUUCCAUUUAUAAUAAUAUACCAGGACACAGCUUAUUGCAUUCAGAUCAUUCAUUCUCUGCACAUUUCCAUUUAAGCUGUAGUUUCCUCUUACAUAAUCGGAAAUACCUUUUAGGGCACAUUUUUAUAUAUUUGCAUUAGUUGAGUGGCUGGUAAAUUAAUUGUGGCUAAGGUAUUUAUAGUAAGCAGUAGAUACUGAUCAGAAAUAACAAGGCUUAUGGCAGAGAGGCAUGUGUUACCAUGUCUAAAGUGAGGUAAAGAGAUACUAACACUAUAUUUAUUUAUUUUUUUGUUUUCCACCCCCAAACAUCCUGGGGAUGGCAGCACAUACAAAGGCCCUAUAUAUAUGUAAGCUAUAUUUUAUUAUGAAUAUACCAGCCACAGUCAGCUAACCCAUUGAUGCAAAACUGAAGAGAAUGCUUUGUUUAAAAAGUUUGCCCAUUUGAGAGAUUUAAAUAUAUAUCAAUAUAUAUAUUGAUAUGGGAUCUGUUAUAUUGAAAACUAUUUGCUGCGAAAUAUGACGUAGCACCCUAUUUAAUUAUUUGUACCUUGAAAAACAACCCUACUGGGCUGUUUAUGUAGAAAUGUGUUUUAAAAGACCUAGGGGGUUAAAGCUCCCAAAAAAAGUAAAAAGAACCCCUAUUGUGAAAACCCCAUAAGAUAAUGGAUCCUGUACCUGUAUAUACAAGUAGGGGAUAUUUUCUAUAAUUCUUUUUAGUUAGAAAAAAAAAAGAAUUGUUUGCAUCUUUCCAAAUUAGAACUGUAACAUAUCACAUCACAGGAAUCAUUGUUACUAUAAAUUAGAAUUGGUGCCCCAUACUAUACAAAAUUAGGCAAUACAGGCACUCGACAGUAAGUAUGAGGCUGUGGAAAAAACUUGAGCAAAAGUGCAGCAGGGGUUUUCAUUAAAGUUCUCUAAUCUCUUUAAUUCACCAAACCAAACUUUCAGUAUUUAAGAACUGAGAUUUAUGUGGAGAAGAAUCUACUUACUGUUUAACACUGCUAAUGGUGGCAAUACCCUUACAGACUGUUCUGUACAGUGUCCGACCAACAGGCCCAUAGAAAUGGUCAAACACCAUAAGAGUGGCCAUCUUUCUAUUAUUCCAUUUGUUUAGGCCAAUAGCACAAAUGUGUUAACUCUUUGAGGGAACAUUUACUAAUCCUCGAAUCCGAAUCCCGAAUGGGGAAAAACGGAUUGGAAACGAAAAUUUUGCGUGGUUUUUUCGUUGCCGUCGUGAAUUGUUUCGUAUUUUGCGCGACUUUUUCGUCACAGUCACAACGUUAUCGUAUUUUGCGCGAUUUUUUCACCGCCAUCGCGUCGUAACGGCAACAAAAAAGUCACGCAAAAUACGAAACAAUCGCGGCGGCGACGAAAAAAUCAUGCAAAAUACCGAUCAUUACGAAAAAAACGCAUCCGGACGCUUUGGACGUUCGUGGAUUAGUAAAUGUGCCCCUUUAUGUACAGAGUGGAAAUGAUACAGAGCAGAUUUCUAUAUGUAUAAAAAAAACUACUAUUUAUAUUUCAGAUAAAAUACAUCUGAAUAUUUAUUAUACCACAGUUAAAUAGAAGGGAAUAAUCAUGUCCCUAUGUAUAAAAUGUUUGUCUGGAUGUGUUAACUAAAUACAUUUUUGUGCCAGUUGAAAUGCAAAUAUCAUGGAACGUAAUUGUUUUAAAGAGCUAAAUAAAAUUAAUAUUAAAGAAGUGUAAGCUCUAGAAAAAAAACACCUAUUUAUUAGGGAUGCACUGAAUCCACUAUUUUGAGAUUCGGCCGAACACCGAAUCCUUUAUAAAAGAUUCAACCGAAUACCAAUUUGCAUAUGCAAAUGAGGCUAAUGAAUGGUCAAAGAGAACCGUGCAUUUUCAAGCUAUUAGAGGAUUGCAAUUGUCAAAUUGCUGCAGUAAAAAAAGCCAGUUAUCCACUCCAAAAUGUAGAUUCCCACUCCCAGUCGAUUUUUGUGUUAUAGCAGUAGAUCUUUUGGUGAGGUUAAAGUUUUUGCUUUUGCACAGUUUUUUUUUUUAAACCAAGAAAAAAAAUCUUGAAAUCUGGGGAAAUGUGAAUUAUGCAGUUUCUUAAACACAAUCACCAUUACUGCACCUACAAAAAUACAUAGACAUAAUAAAUAUGACUUGUGUCGAAGAUGCGUUCUGCCUAAUGGUUUAAUUUAGAAAAAAUCCAUAUCCAUUACCUAUUUUUGUGACAUUCUAAAGCACUAAUUUAAAAGUUGUUUUUUUUUACGGAACAUCCUCCCCCUCCCUUUAAAAACAUGUCAGUUUGAGUUUUAUCUUCCGUUAAACAACCAAACCCCUUUCUUCUCUAAGCAGCAGCCUUUGAGCUGUUCAUUAUCAGGGGGCUUCUAAGUGCUCACUUAAUUAGUUUUAUCAAAUCCUCCAUUGCUGUGCGGGACAGGAAGUACUAAAUAACUGGCUUCAUAUUCGUGUUUAGCACCAGAAAUAACAGACACCAUAGAGAUUCCCUAAUUAAAACAAUAAAGGUGGCCAUACACGCACAGAAAUUAUCAAAUGAAAAUUUGUUCUGUACGAUAAUCGGUGACCAGUAUUGGCAUUGGUUAUUGGUCGUCUUGGCGAUCAGGCGAUUGGAAAUUUUUGAUUGGAUGCAUUUGAAGGCGUCUGAGCACCGGCAAAUGCUUAGUACUGAAUCAUCAGAUAGGGGUAGAAUUCUUUUGUUCCUACCUGCAUAUCUGGAAAUUCAGCUCUGAACAUUAGUGUAGUCUAACCAUUGGUCGCAGGAGAGAUCAUAAUUGUAACAUGUAUGGCCAUUAUGUUCAGCACAAGCUCUAUUAAUUCAGCUUAUGUUGAAAAGGGGUGUGUACUGGACUGUAAUUUAUCAACAUUUUAGUUUUGACCACAGCAAAAAAGAAAAAAAUAAUGAAUUUGAAUUUUCAAAACUCAAAUUUUCAAGAUUUAUCAAAAGUGCAAAAAGACUGAAAAUGAGAGUUAGGCAUCUAAAAGCUGGCAAGUUCGUGUAGAAGUCAACGGGAAUUGUAUUAGCAAAAUGUAAUCUAUUUUUCAAUUUGAGUCUUGAAGAAAAAAAUUGCCAGACUCAUUGAAAAUAAUGGGUAGAAUAUGAUUUCACUGCACUUCAAGUUGAAAUUCAAGAUUUUCAAAAAACUCGUAAAUCUUCCUCCCUGUGUUGUGCUGUUCCUCUCUUCAAAGUUCAGUUAUGGAGCUAUGGGCCAUCCCAUGAAGCCUGCAGAACCAGCGUGCCCAAUUCUCCACAGACAAAAGCUACUAGAAAGCACUAGAGUGAUGUUGGUUCUGGGAGAUUUUUUUUAUCUAAAUGCAGUAUAUAUAAGCCAACCUCUGCAAUAAACUAUAUUGUAAUAACAGAUAAUAAAUGCAUCAUCUUAAAGACCCCUAAAGAAAAUAUGUUGCCCUUUGGAAAUUCUGUGUUUAUCAAAAACGACCACACAAAGUUCUCGACAUGAAAUAUUCAACCCAUUUGCAGCCCAGCAAGAAUGUCUGUGAAGUCAAUGUAACAAGUUUAUUUUUUAAAAAUUCUGUCUGUAUCCUUUGUAUUAAUGUUGAGUAGCUACACUGUUUCACAUGAUUGUUCCAUUUCUAUAUCAAAUGCAUUUUUAGGUUUUAUAAUUUAAAGAAAGUGAUAUUUUCAUAUAGAUAUUGUGCAAUAAUGCUGGAGUAGAAAGUGUGGUUUUGCAAAUGCUUUAUAUUGCAAAAUAAUAUACCUUUGUAAAAUUAAUAUAUUGUAUUUGUUCAAAAUAGUUUUAAAUUAUAUAAAAGUAUUUUGGCAUUGUGCCUA
Xenopus tropicalis (tropical clawed frog) is the source of this 7574-nucleotide messenger RNA. It is a transcript of the gene kat2b, whose product is annotated as K(lysine) acetyltransferase 2B. The transcript has 18 exons. Lineage: Eukaryota; Metazoa; Chordata; Amphibia; Anura; Pipidae. The record is from RefSeq and is a predicted model, not a curated record. Gene Ontology annotation, biological process: regulation of gene expression; heart development; regulation of bone development. Gene Ontology annotation, molecular function: acetyltransferase activity; histone acetyltransferase activity; transferase activity. Gene Ontology annotation, cellular component: centrosome; nucleus. Bases 162 to 2612 code for a protein of 816 amino acids.